AUUUCCUGGUUUGUGUUGAUGUCCCCCGAUGUAAGCAGUGUGAAACCAAACGGUAGUCUUUUUCUCAUGUUUCUUACUUUUGUUGAGAUGCUGCCGACUUUCGAUUGAAAGUAAAAAUCGAUGUUCCGCUGAUUAGUUCUGUGAUUCAGCCGCUUGUGUUCUGUUCUUUGAUUUGGCAUGUUGUCAUCACCAGAUUCACUGAGGGCGCAGCAGGUUUGAUGCCCACUGCUCCCAUCAUGGAGCCCUCAGAUUUGAUCACGCACAAAAACGGGAGGCAGAGGAAGAUGGUGGGCGCUAACCUGCUGUCUGAAAACAUGAGGGAUGUGGACAGGGGAGAGACCAGCUCCCCUGAGCCAGAAGUAGAAGAGGAAGCAGAGGGUCUCAUCAGAGGGACGGACUCCGAGGACAGGAGGCGUCACAAAGCCCGGCCUGGGAUCCGUGGCGAGCUGGGGAACAUACUGCUUCUUCUGUUCCUCUAUGUGCUGCAGGGGAUUCCUCUGGGACUGGCUGGCAGCAUCCCGCUGAUCUUACAGAGUAAGAACGUCAGCUACAAAGACCAAGCUUUCUUCAGCUUCGUCUUUUGGCCAUUUAGUCUCAAGCUUUUCUGGGCACCGCUGGUGGAUGCACUGUACUUCAGCAGGUUUGGCAGAAGAAAGUCAUGGCUGGUGCCUACACAGUACCUCCUGGGCCUCUUCAUGCUCUACCUUUCUUUAACGGUCAACUCGCUGCUGCAGAGUGAGACAGGACCAUGUGUAGUAACACUUACUGCAGUCUUCUUUAUGCUUGCCUUUCUGGCAGCCACACAGGAUAUAGCUGUGGAUGGCUGGGCCCUGACUAUGUUAUCCAGAGAAAAUGUGGGAUAUGCAUCUACAUGCAACUCUGUAGGCCAGACGGCUGGCUACUUCCUGGGGAAUGUGCUCUUUUUGGCUCUGGAGUCGGCAGACUUUUGCAACAAAUACCUCAGAUUAGAGCCCAAGGACACAGGCAUCGUCACCUUGUCAGAUUUCUUGUUUUUUUGGGGAAUCGUGUUCCUGGUUUCCACCACACUGGUGGCCAUCUUUAAAAGAGAAAAUGAACAUGGCAAAGGGAAGAGAAAAGUUCCAGAAGAGACACAAGGCGUCAUGGAAACCUACAAGUUGUUGUUCUCUAUCAUCAAGAUGCCCACAGUCUUCACCUUUUGUGUCCUGCUUCUCACUGCCAAAAUUGGCUUUUCUGCAGCAGAUGCAGUUACAGGUCUGAAGCUGGUGGAGGCUGGAGUUCCCAAGGAACAGCUGGCAUUGCUGGCAGUGCCCAUGGUGCCUCUGCAGAUCCUGCUGCCGGUGAUCAUCAGUAAAUACACAGCGGGGCCCCGGCCUCUGGAUGUCUUCUACAAGGCCUUCCCUUUUAGGUUGCUUAUAGGGCUGGAGUAUGCACUGCUGGUGUGGUGGACUCCCAGUGUAAAACAAGAAGGAGGAUUCCCCGUUUACUACUUUGCCAUUGUGCUGCUUAGCUACGCACUGCAUCAGGUGGCGUUGUACAGCAUGUAUGUGGCCUGCAUGGCUUUCCACGCCAAAGUGAGUGACCCCCUCAUCGGCGGGACCUACAUGACCCUGCUCAACACGGUCACCAACCUUGGAGGAAACUGGCCCUCCACGGUCGCUCUGUGGAUGGUUGAUCCACUGACUUCGAAGGAAUGCCAGGGGGCUGUGGGGCAGAGCUGUGGCUCCUCAGAAGAGGCAGGGCUGUGCGUGAAGGAAGGCGGCUUUUGUGUGACGACGCUGGAUGGCUACUACGUGGAGUCUGUGGUGUGCGUUGUGAUUGGUUUAGCCUGGUGGGUGUGGUUAGGGAAGAAAAUGAGGCGGCUGCAGGAGCAGAGCCCUGCUGCAUGGAGGUGCAGAAUCAACCAGUGACAACACUCCAUCAUUCAAACCACAGACACUUCUUGGUGGACUGUACCUGCAGAUUCCAAAAACGGCUAAUUGCCGGACGUACUGUAAUUCCAUCCUCAUCCGUCUGGUACGUUUCCUUCGCUCCUGCAGUAGCUGCUACAUUCUGCAGACAUUUGCCCCUCAUUCUUUCUUGCUUCAGUCACCAUAAACUUCAUACAUAUGAAGAAGUUCAUUGUUGUCGUCUUCGCUGGAGGUAAAACUCUCUCAUUGUUACUCUCGUGUCCCACUGAAAACUGAAACAACCAGACAGACUAGCUAAAAACUUGGAUAGAAAUAUGUUUUUUUUCUGACACCAUGUACUGCUGCUUGUAAUGGCUUAACCAAACCAGAGCUGAGUCAAAGAAUGUUCAAGUAGUUCUCCGGGUAUCUUCUAACCUGCUUGGAUAAUCAAGUUAAGCUGCUCUGUGCAUUUUUUUACAUCUUAUCCAGACCUAGGAAUGCGAAAUCUAAUAUGCAGAUAUUUUCCAACCUGUUUUAGCCAGUUGCUGUUACAACACAAAUUGUUUCCACCAAACUGCAGAGAACAUGAAGUCUCUACUGUAGUGGAAUUAACAUGUUUGUAUGCAGACUUUUGUGAUGGCGAGUAAGAUAAGACUAUUUUACUACUUUAAGUUACCUCUAAAACAUGCCAUAUUUAUUUUUAUGCAGCAUUCUUAAACAAAACUGUAAAGUUUUAGCCUAAUGGGCACUCUCAGCCUGUCACUGUUCAUCUUGGUUGAUGCUGAUUUCAUUUUCAAGCCUUUGUCUGCUCAUACAGAGGAUGAUGCUGACAUCUUUGUGCACCUCUUACCCAAACAGCAGCAAGAAAUUAGCUCUUGAAAUUUGAAUCCUGGCACCACAUAAAAACUCUCCAUACUUCAGACUCUGACUUGGUUACCUUCCUGGCCAUCAGGAGGGAAAAGCCAUACAGCUGCACACAUUCACUCCAACUGUAUGAAUGUGUGGAUGUGAUUUCCUACCUGUGUCUGACUUGAUGCAGGUUAAAUGAAGUUAAACCCAGAGCGAAGAAUAUUUUUCAUUGCUGUUUGACUCAGAUCUAAACCAGUAUUUUUUAAAAUAAUUAUUUAAUUAGAUUUUUUUUCCCCUCCUAAGUAAUUUGUGCCUUGUUUAGUUUUUCUAUAUUGCAGGCAGGGAAUAUUACUAUAAUUUGCAUAUGAAGUUAAAGUGAUGAGUAGUCAUUGAGUAACACUGCUUUCAGUGAUAUUAAGUGGCAUAAAAUGUCACCGGUGCUUUCACAUUUCUUUCUCUUAAUGAAGCUGAGCGCACAUUCCUUAUGAAUAAUUUAAUUUUCACACUUCCUAAAACAAAACCAGUAUCAUCAGUGGUUAUAUGAACUGAGGUGGCUUAAACAUUAAAUGGCUUCAUUGGAGCAUUUUUUUUCCGUGCUUUCCUUAAAUCUCAUUAAUUAAAUUCCUUAUAGGACCAACUGAAAAGCUUAAUAGCAUAUUGGUCGGCACAGGUUUUUACUGUUGAACCAUCUUGGUUUUCAAUAGGGGCUGGCUGGUAUGAUUAUACUUUGCAUAUUUCCCUUUUCAGCCAGACCCUAGUGGAGGAUAGACAGCCGUAUCCAGUUUUAUGACUGAAUAUACUGUAUACUCAUUUUUAAUGCAACCCAUCAUUACAUCCAUAUAGUCGGUCUAAACAGGGAGUGUAGUUUAUAUCAAGGGUUCGUUGGCAGAUUCCAUCUUAGUGGGACGUAAAUACCAGCCAUCAGGGAGGAGGAGUCGCAUUCAUCUGUACUGUGUUUAUCUGUUUGGCAGUUAUCAAGCUUCCCCGAAGAGGCUUAUUCUAGACUUUUUGUCAUCUUAUCAUUAAAUAAACAGCGCGUGUGGCAGGUACAUAUGGAUCACCUGCUGUUGCCUGGUAUAAAUAUAUCAAAUUUAUUGCCCACAAAACUGUCCAGAUCCCAGACCAGCAGAAACUCAAUAAGCAAACGCUCUGCUUAUGUGUUUCAUACUGUACACAGAGGUGAACGUUGCAGUAUUUUCUCUAAAGCCAGCACUAAAAAUCUAACUGCUUUGUUAAAUGCUGAAGUGCACAAUCAGGGUUCAUGUGAGGGUAAGAUUCAUUUUGCAUACUGUCUGAUUACUUGUGACGACUUUUUUGAAUCGCAGGUAAAAAGUCCCAUUAGUCUGGAUUAUUCUGAAAUUGUGCUUCUUUUUUCAUUUGCCCUCAAUCUGCUCCCUCUACAAUGUACAGACAUCCGUCAUUCUGGACUUACACAACUUCAGACGUCAUGUUUAUGGGGCCUUUCAUGUUUGUUUGUGACAGAAUGUUUUUUAAUGACUCAUUCUGAGUCUUUUAUUUGGCAUUAAGAGAGCACUAAAUUUGUUGUUUUGGUUUUCUUUGAAAAAAAUAGUAGUCUGUGGUUUAGUUUCAACAUAUGCAUUUGUUUUCUAAUGACUUCAGGUGGUGGUAAACUGCUGUGAUGUCAGCUAUAGAAAUUGCUCUUAAUUUAUCUUCAGUUAUCUUAGAAUACAUGUAAGUUUCAGAUUUUUUUUUAACUUUAUGCAGUUUUUGUUUUUUUACAAUGAGUCCAAAUACCCAAUCACAAAAGAAACAAAUAGCACAGUGUGGGGAUAUCUUGAUACAUUUUAAUAUGCUAGCAACAGUGCUCUAUAAUGUUCGGAUGAUGACCUUUGACAUUCAUAGGAUGCAAUAUUUAUGAGAUUUGAAACAAAUCCAGGAUAUUAAAAAAUAUGCGCAUUC
This is a messenger RNA of Amphiprion ocellaris (clown anemonefish), 4637 nucleotides long. It is a transcript of the gene slc33a1, whose product is annotated as solute carrier family 33 member 1. Gene Ontology annotation, molecular function: acetyl-CoA transmembrane transporter activity. Lineage: Eukaryota; Metazoa; Chordata; Actinopteri; Pomacentridae. Gene Ontology annotation, cellular component: membrane. The record is from RefSeq and is a predicted model, not a curated record. The transcript has 9 exons. Bases 219 to 1889 code for a protein of 556 amino acids.